This is a messenger RNA of Camellia sinensis, 2290 nucleotides long. The record is from RefSeq and is a predicted model, not a curated record. NCBI's taxonomy places the organism in Eukaryota, Viridiplantae, Streptophyta, Magnoliopsida, Ericales, Theaceae.
AUGGUGAAAGAUGAGCUGCUUCUGGUGGAUGGGUCGGAAAUGAGGCUCAAUGCUAAGACAGUGGAUGAUGAAGGAGGGGUCAAUACCUGGCAUGUCGAAGUAGGUCCAGGCAAAUACGUCGUUGUGCUCAAUCAGGAGGGCAACGGUGACCAGUAUUGGAAGUACGAACCACUGCACAAGGCUGCUCUAGCAGGAGACUGGGAAAAAGCCAAACGAAUCAUUGGUGGAGAUCGAGAUGCACUCGCAGCCAAGAUCACCCAAACAAAGGAGAUUGCACUCCACGUGGCAGUUGCAACAGGUAAGUCAAUCGAGUUCGUGAAGAAUUUGGUAGAUUUGAUGCCAGUGAAAAUGCUGGAACUGACUGAUUGUGAAGGUCACACUGUCCUCAACACUGCAGCCCGGUACGGCAACACAGAGGCUGCUAAAAUUUUAGUAGCCAAACACUCAGAUUUGUUAUACAUUCGCAACAAAAAAGAUUGGUUACCUCUCCAUAGGGCUGCUCAAAGUGCUCAUGAGGAAACCCUUUCAUAUUUAUUAAUGGUCACUAAACCUGAUCGCAAGACCAAAAAACCAAUUGAGAAUGAUUGGAAGCACAUGGCCCCCUUUGAAGAUGAUUCGGGUGUUGAGCUUCUUGUUCGUGUCAUAGCCUCUGGAUUCUACGGUAUAGCUUUGGAUUUGGUUACGAAACAUCCCCAGGUAGCUAAAUCAAGAUUUAAGCGUCGAUGUGCUUUGGGAGAAAUGGCUAAAAAAGUGUCCGCAUUCAAAAGUGGUAGUCAUUUCAAUCACUGGCAAAGCAUAAUAUAUCAUUAUGUUCCAGUGAAGGUGGAGAAAUCUGCCGAAUGCAGUGAAAGAGGUGACAUUGAGAAUCCAAGUAACACGUGUGGAGUGACAGCGCACAAGUACAAUUGGACUCGAUUUUUGGAGAGAAUGUUAUCAUUUUCUGCAAGGCAAAAAGUGAAGGCCAUGCUUUGGAGAGUCUUGGAAUUAUUAGUGCCUCCCAUUAAACACAUACGAGAGCAAAAAUUGAAGCACAAUCAAGCACUCCAACUAGUCACAUGCUUAUGUAAGCAAGUCAGAUCUUUAAAAGACUUGAAAGCUUAUAGAUCACUUGCUAGAUGUCCACUCCUUGAAGCAGCAAAGUUAGGGAUUCACGAGAUCAUAGAAGAGAUUGUGAAUUCGUUUCCUAGAGCAAUUUUUGCUAGAGACUCAGAAGAUCUAAACAUAUUUGAACUCGCAGUUAUACAGCGCCAAGAAAAUGUUUUCAACCUCUUGUAUCAAAUGGGAGAGUAUAAACAAUCUAGCACACGAGGGGUAGAUGAUAAGGGGAACACACUGCUACACUUGGUUGGAAACCAAGCACCUAUAGAGAAACUCAAUGUUGUUCCUGGAGCAGCUCUGCAGAUGCAACGUGAGUUACAAUGGUUUAAGGAAGUGGAGAAGUUUGUGAACCCUAGUUAUAUAGAAAUGCAAAAUGACCGUGGAGAAACUCCUUCAACAGUUUUCACCAAUAACCACAAGGAUUUAGUAGUUAAAGGAGAGAAAUGGAUGCAAAAUAGAGCGGCCUCAUGCACAAUUGCAGCAACACUCAUUACUGCUAUAGUAUUUGCUGCUGCAAUAACUGUUCCAGGUGGGAACAAUAACACAAGUGGACUUCCAAUUUUCUCCACAGAAAAAGCAUUUAUCAUUUUUGUAGUUUCGGAUGCAAUUGCUCUAUUCAUGUCCACCACUUCUCUUCUGAUAUUCUUGUCCAUCCUCACUUCGCGAUAUGCUGAAGAUGAUUUUCUCUAUGUUCUUCCCCAGAGGCUGAUUAUUGGCUUUGUUACAUUGUUCCUCUCCAUAACAAGCAUGAUUGUAGCCUUUAGCUCGACAAUCUGUCUUAUGUUGGGUGACAAGAACAGCUGGCUACUUGGUUUAGUUGUCACAUCAGCAUGUUUACCAAUUUCUUCUUUCAUGCUCCUACAGUUCCCCCUCCUUGUGGAUCUCAUGUCUUCAACAUAUGGACCUGGCAUUUUCGGCAAGCAAAGUAAUCAGUCUUUUUAUUAAGAUCAACAAGAAGAUGAAGAAUUCCAAGCAUAUAUCUGGUUUCAUCCAUUAUAACCAAUAAAUGGAUUAUGGUCCCUAAGUUUUCUUCUGUAAUAAAAACAUGUUGCAAUGUUCAACAUGAAAAAUAGUGUGACAAAUGAUAGUAACAUAUACAAGUGCAAUGGAUUUCGGAAAAAUGUUUGUUUUGAUUUAGAUUUUGAAAAAGAUUAAGAAUUGCCACUUGGUUUUAGGGUAAAUCAAGGAACCA